AUGACCCGCCUGUCAGCCGUAAUUUCAACCUUUGCCAUCUUGGGCUCUUCCCAAGCUAUAAGAUUUCUUGGGCGGGUGAAUCCAGCAACAAGGGAAUUGACUUGGCCUGCUACCGGCCUUUCCUUUUCUUUCACGGGAACUUCAGCAAGUGUGGCGGUUACCUCGAUUUCAGGCACUAAUAGUGUCGAGUUACUGAUCGAUGGAGGCACUCCAAUCAUUAUCGAAAACGUAAACGGAACGAGCGUCAGUACGCCCUCCCUUGUGCGAGGUCAACACACCGUUCAGAUUCGCAAAAGGUCGGAAACUGUUUACGGUACUUUUGCCCUUGGUGAUGUGAAAAUCUUCCGUGGUUCACUCGGCGCCGAUUCCGUUUCACCGCGACGGAUCCAUAUCAUCGGAGAUUCUAUCUCUGUGGGCUAUGGUUUAGAUGGAACCUAUCCUUGUACCAAUUCCGCUUUUCUCGAGAACGCACCCAAAACCUACGGCGCUCUAACGGCCAAAAGCCUGUCGGCUGAGUAUGAUAUUCUUGCUUGGUCCGGGAUAGGAUUGAUACGAAACACCAUCGGCUCCAGCGAUCCCGUGCUCAUGCCGCAGCUAUGGACCCGGUACGGCACCAGUGACGAAGACAACAGCUACACGUUUCCCAGGGCUGAGGCUCCGGACAUUGUUGUUAUCAAUCUGGGCACCAACGACUUCUCUUACCUUGGCGUCCGUGACCCGGUUAAUGCAACGAUGCUCGCCGACGGCAUGAUCGCGUUUGCAGAGACGAUACGGAGCCAUUACCCCAGAGCAGAGCUUUUUCUCACCUCGAGCCCGAUGCUCAGUGACACAUAUCCCACCACAGAAGAUGCACAACACACGACACAUGUGAGUGUUUUGAAGGCGGCUGCGGAGAAGCUCGGUAGCAAGGCGCAUGUUGUCGAUUUCCCGACGCAGGGUUCAGAGGUGGGAUGUGACUAUCACCCAAAUGCAGCUGAGCAUGAGAAAAUGGCUGCCAUCUUGACUUCAGCUAUCAGGGAGGUCAUGUGCGGAUCUUCUCCCGCAUUCGAGGAAAAGCGGGCGAAAUGGCAAGAAGCCUGCACUCAGGACUCAGUCCUCGUCGACUUCACCAAAUACCUCAUGGAAGGCACUCCUACAUUUGGCCCGAUCUUCAACCGAACGGAAGUAAAUCGUUUGCAGCAAAUAUUUUCGUCUCGCGCGGGUGAGGAUAAUCGCUGGAAUCAACAGGUAUUUACUUCGUAUCUUCUGGCUCAAAUUCCACCCGGAGAAGAAUACGAAGCCUCCCUACUGAGGGCUAUGCCGUCUCUCUGGGCCCUGGCCGUGCACUUUGCAAUAUGGCCAUUCAAUGCCACACUGGACCACCCGACGACUGGUCUGACUUUGUUUGAGUUCACCCGCGCCGUCGCCUUCCUCUGCGGUAGGCACAGCAUGAUGUUCAGGGCCUGGUUCAGCGAAGAAUGCGUCUUCAAUCGCUAUACAGACCAGCCAGUGCUGGAAUACAUCUUCCGAGGUCUCGCGAAAAACAAAGGGUCGAUCAACUCAUCUCUGUCCGGGCAUUCUGCUCAUCUAUUUUCCCAACGCGACAUACUUGAUGUUUUAAAUGUAGCUCAGCCAGUAUUGAACUGCUGCACACAGACGCUCACCCGGAACGAGCUGAGGCCCAUCGCCAACCGGCUGUCUUCGACUCCCGCCGAGCUUUCCGACCUCGUUGUCCAGACGAAGACGCUUCUCCCGCUUCUGGAACUCUCGGUAUUGCUCCUUGAACAAGCCAGCAAAUUCGACGAUACCAGCUGUCCAAAAUCUCUGAAGGAACGAAUAAUUACUGCUCAAACGGAACUACAGAAGACCGAGGACGUGUCGUUUGAGGUCUACCGUUGGAGGCUGGACGGCGAUGCGCAAGAGUGGAACAAGACGCUGAACGGUGUAUAUACCAUCUACGACAGUAUUGCCCUACUCUUCAACACUUUUACGAAUCCUCAAAGCUUAAUCACUGGCAAAUCUCAGCAUUGGCUUUCAGGAGAAGAGAGGACCUUACGUGUUAUGUCGAUGCGAAGAGUCGGGCUGAAUUUUUGCGGUGAGGAAGGGAUUCCGCAAAAGUCCACCCGAGAGGAGAAAUAG
Messenger RNA from Clonostachys solani, 2118 nucleotides. The record is from the annotation of a GenBank genome assembly. NCBI's taxonomy places the organism in Eukaryota, Fungi, Ascomycota, Sordariomycetes, Hypocreales, Bionectriaceae.